Molecule: messenger RNA, 594 nt
Organism: Penicillium concentricum
Lineage: Eukaryota; Fungi; Ascomycota; Eurotiomycetes; Eurotiales; Aspergillaceae
Exons: 1
Coding region: 1-594 (197 amino acids)
Source: RefSeq, a predicted model, not a curated record
AUGACAUUUUUCAAGACACUUAUCCUAGCGACAGCCCUAUCCAUCGUGUCAACCGCUGCGGAAGACGAAUGCCCUGCAGGCUGGCGCCUAAGCAUCUACAACGGCAACAAGUGCUGCCCCGGCAGCAUGCUCAUCGACAAAGAAGGCCCGUACUGCUGCGUCUACGACACGAGACCUUUCAAAGAAGCACUCGCUGACGCAGCAAAACUCUACGCUACCGCGACCACAACGGAUGGUACUGACUGGUCCACCUUCAGGAAUACUUGUUUGGUCGAGAUCCGUCUCACGGCCACCGACUAUUCGGCCCAGGUCUCGUCAGCGGCGAGCAGAGCUGAAGCUACCCCCAUAGAUAGUUCAACAAGUGAGGUCACCUCUACGAGCAAAGGCGCCUCUACCAGUCGGGCCACCUCCGAGCGUCAAGUCAGCUCCCCGAGUCAGGUCACCUCCACGGCUACCACGGAUUCUUUGGCUAGCUCUGGUACAGGAUCGCAAACGUCUUCUCCUCCUGCCACUUCGAACCCGGCUAUACCACUUGCUACUGGCCAGGGUGUGCUUGGCGGUGCGGCACUUGCUGCUGCGCUUUUCAUGCUGUGA